Messenger RNA from Nerophis lumbriciformis (worm pipefish), 1644 nucleotides. The record is from RefSeq and is a predicted model, not a curated record. NCBI's taxonomy places the organism in Eukaryota, Metazoa, Chordata, Actinopteri, Syngnathiformes, Syngnathidae.
AUGGCCUACACUUUGGGCUCAGUCAUUGAGGGCCAGACACGUGGUGUAGGACCUCAGCACUGUAUCACACGGGUGGAGCUUUCUGUUACUGCUGCCAAUCUUCUGGACCGCGAUGUAGCCUCAAAGUCUGAUCCAUUUUGUGUUCUCUUCCAUGAAGUGGAUGGAAACUGGAUGGAGCUUGGCCGGACUGAAACUGCUGUCAAUAACUUGAACCCAGUUUUUGGCGUUAAGUUCCACGUGGACUACCACUUUGAAGAGAUCCAGAAGCUUCGUUUUGCCAUGUUUGAUGAAGACAAGUGUGCCACACAGCUCUAUGAACACGACUUUUUAGGAGAAUAUGUUUGCACACUUGGUGUUAUUGUAUCCAAUAAGAAACUUCACCGACCGUUAAUUUUGGCCAAUGGGAAACCAGCUGGCAAAGGAUCCAUCACUAUUACAGCACAGGAGCUGUCUGACAACAGAAUUAUCACUUUGACUCUGAGUGGGCGUAAACUGGACAAGAAGGAUUUCUUUGGGAAGUCAGACCCAUAUUUGGAAUUUCACAAACAGGGAGAAGAUGACAAAUGGAUGCUGGUGCACAGGACAGAAGUCAUAAAAAACACUUUAGAUCCCUCAUGGAAACAGUUUACCGUGCCUCUUGUUUCUCUCUGUAAUGGGGAUGUGGACAGAAACAUCAAGGUAUUGUGUUAUGACUAUGAUAAUGAUGGCGGUCAUGACUUCAUUGGAGAGUUCCAAACCACAGUGGCCAAGAUGAGUGAGGCACAGAACUCAGUGGAGGUGGAAUUUGAAUGCAUAAACCCAAAGAAACAAAAGAAGAAGAAGAAUUAUAAAAAUUCUGGUGUGAUUAUCCUAAAAUCAUGUAAGAUUACAAGAGACUACACAUUCUUGGAUUACAUACUUGGAGGAUGCCAGCUCAUGUUCACUGUUGGUAUAGAUUUCACAGCAUCCAAUGGCAGCCCUAGAGAGCCCUCUUCCCUCCAUUACAUAAACCCACUAGGAAGCAACGAGUAUCUUUCUGCAAUCUUAGCUGUUGGACAAAUCAUACAGGACUAUGACACGGACAAAAUGUUUCCUGCUCUUGGAUUUGGAGCACAACUCCCACCAGACUGGAAGGUGUCACAUGAAUUUGCAAUCAACUUUAACCCCACAAACCCUUUCUGCUUAGGUGUGGAGGGUAUUGCACAAGCAUACUCUGCCUGUCUACCCCACAUCCGUUUUUAUGGGCCAACAAACUUUGCUCCAAUCAUUAAUCAUGUAGCCCGUUUUGCUGCCCAGGCCCUACAACAAGAAAAAGCGGCGCAAUAUUUCACUCUCCUCAUCAUAACAGACGGUGUCAUCAGUGACAUGGAUGAAACACGUCAUUCUAUUGUUCAGGCAUCCAAGUUGCCCAUGUCCAUCAUUAUCAUUGGUGUGGGCAAUGCAGACUUUGCUGCUAUGGAGUUUUUAGAUGGAGACGCCAGCGUGUUAAGGUCCAACACUGGCGAAGAGGCUGUUCGAGACAUUGUGCAGUUUGUUCCCUUUCGGGAUUUUCGUAACGCACCUAAGGAAACCCUCGCCAAGUCUGUCCUGGCAGAGCUGCCUCAGCAGGUCACUCAAUACUUUAAGCAGCGGAACCUUCCACCUGCAAACCCAGCACCAGAGUGA